Penicillium alfredii is the source of this 474-nucleotide messenger RNA. RefSeq names its product GMC family oxidoreductase. NCBI's taxonomy places the organism in Eukaryota, Fungi, Ascomycota, Eurotiomycetes, Eurotiales, Aspergillaceae. The record is from RefSeq and is a predicted model, not a curated record. Bases 1 to 474 code for a protein of 157 amino acids. Gene Ontology annotation, molecular function: flavin adenine dinucleotide binding; oxidoreductase activity, acting on CH-OH group of donors. The transcript is spliced from 4 exons.
AUGCAUUUCCCUGUCCCUCCCGAGGGCGACUGGCUGACGAUAAUUGCUGAUCUGCAGCCCUAUGUCAAUCUGAACGACUUCUCAAAUGAGCUGGACAUUCUAGCUCUGAAAGAUGGUGUGCGCUUCAUCGAUGAUAUCCUGAUGAACGGCGAAGGAAUGAAAUAUAUCAUCGGAGAAGACUACCCUUGGCCCAUGCCACGGGAUUCGGAUGAAGAAAUGGAUCGGGUCAUUCUAGAUCGAUCGCAGACGGGUUUCCAUCCCUGCGGAACGACUCGACUGUCUCAGGAUAUCCAGCAGGACGUCGUGGACCCUGAGCUUCGAGUGCAUGGGACUAAGAACUUGCGUAUGAUUAAUGCAUCAAUUAUUCCUGUCAUCCCAGACUGUCGCAUCCAAAAUGCCGUGUAUAUGAUUGGAGAGAAAGGCGCCGACAUUAUCAAAGACGCCCAUCCAUCUUUGUACAAGGGCAGAAAGUAA